Molecule: messenger RNA, 1990 nt
Organism: Episyrphus balteatus (marmalade hoverfly)
Lineage: Eukaryota; Metazoa; Arthropoda; Insecta; Diptera; Syrphidae
Gene: cnc
Product: segmentation protein cap'n'collar
Exons: 7
Coding region: 454-1815 (453 amino acids)
Biological process (GO): regulation of transcription by RNA polymerase II
Cellular component (GO): nucleus
Molecular function (GO): DNA-binding transcription factor activity, RNA polymerase II-specific; RNA polymerase II cis-regulatory region sequence-specific DNA binding
Source: RefSeq, a predicted model, not a curated record
AAUAAAAAUAAGUAUUCCAGUCGUAGUUUAAAAAUUAACUUGAAUAGCUAUUUGGUAUUUCUAAAUAAUUUGGUUUUAAUAUUGUAUUAAAUGAAUAAAUUGCAUGAUUUAGGUUAACCUGUAACUGUAACCCAUUUAAACAUUAAAAUAAACAAAAUAUGUGUACCUAGAACCACAGUUUUUUUAGACCUACGUAAUGUUCUUGUGAGUGUAAUGAUAGUGUUCUCAUCUGAAGCAAAACAUGAAAAUAACUAAAAACACCAAUGUUACUUGUUAUGUGUUGGUCUUUUUUGAAGUGUUUUUAUUCAAAACAACCUUAGUUAAACAUGUGUGUAGAAAACUAAAACGAUAAACUAUACAAAGAAAUAAUGUGAUUGAAAGAGUAGAUAGGUACCUUACCUACCUACUGACCCAGGAUUUUAGGUACUUUUGAAAUAAAAUAGGAUUAAAACGAUGCAUCCUAGAAGCCAAAAUGUUGCCGAACUAUUCACACCAGUCCCUGGAUUUUAUGGUGUCAGUGCAGAAACGCCACCAUAUACAUAUUACUAUCCCAACCAUUCGCAAAAGAACCAUUCAAGUAACCUAUGUUGUGGUGCAAAAUUAAACCAACAACAAAAUUACAUUCAUAGAGGUGAUAGUAAUUUUCCAGCUAGUUUAACAACCAGUGUGGAGUCAACGCCACCCUUAGGCUUGAGUUCCCUCUAUGCACAUGCUGGAUCACAUUGUGUACCAAAUGUCACAAAUGCCUCCACUGAAUUAGUCCAAAAUGAAGUUUACUUAAAUGCUUUUUUCAACGAGGAAUGUAUCGGUAUGAUAGAUAUAAAUGGAAUCGAAAGAUCUGCAAUAUAUCAUCAGGAUGGAAUAACAACCAUAGAUAGUUCCAAUUCGGGCACUCUUCAAGUCCAUGAUAAACCUGAAUAUACUUCCAGCGCUGUUUACAUCAAUAGUGAAACAGAUCGCUUAGACGCUUCCUGUGAUAGUGCAGUCAGUUCAUUAAGCUCUGAAAAGGUUCCAUCAACGUCAGAUGGAGAUUGGGGUGAUGAAAGCGACUCGGGUCAUGAUACCAGUCGAAGAAAUUUCAAUGGUCCCUAUGAUUAUAGUUCUAAUACUCGUAGUUUUAUUUCACGACAAACUUCCUUUCAAAAAAAAUAUCACAUGUUUGGAAAACGAUGUUUGCAAGAAGAAGCAACAAAAAAUACUAUAGUUUAUUCCAAACUGCAAAUCUCAAACUCGCAACGAACAAUCCGUGAUUGUAGUGGAAUAGAAAAUUCCGCUUUUCUUGAUUUCGAGGAAGAUAUAUUACCUAAUCCGAAUUCAGGAAACCCAGGUUUUGUUCGAGAAUGUAAUAAAUUUCAGUCUGAUGGGCAUUUAACUCGUGAUGAAAAAAGAGCACGGAACUUGCAUGUUCCCAUUCCCGUUCCUGAUAUAAUCAACUUGCCAAUGGAUGAAUUCAAUGAACGUAUAUCAAAGUAUGAUCUAAAUGAAAAUCAACUUUCACUUAUACGUGAUAUAAGACGUCGUGGAAAGAACAAAGUUGCAGCACAAAAUUGUCGCAAAAGAAAACUAGAUACUAUACUUUUUCUGGAAGGUGAAGUUCAAGAAGUUCGUCGAAGAAAAGAUAAGUUGCUGAACGAGCGAUCUUUAAUUGUUACGGAAAAGAAAAGGAUAGCAAACAAAUUUGCUGCCUUACACAACUUCAUAUUUCAAUUUCUGCGAGAUGCUGAAGGAAACCCGUGCUCGCCAUCAAAUUUCAGCUUACAGCAGCAGUCAGAUGGUUCUAUGUAUCUUUUACCAAGAGAAAGCUCAAAGCAAUAAUAUCUGAAUAUGCAAUCAUGUUUUAGAUAUGCAACUUAAUUAAAAAAAAAAAAAAUUAAUAAUGGAAGUUAUUUAUAACACCUUAAAUUAUAAUAAGUAUAUAAUAAAUAAAAAAAUAGAUGUACAUAUGUAUAAGAAAUUUAUGUUUAAAUAAAACAACAACACUUUAAGACUA